CGGCACGUGAAGGUCGCGGCGCGGCGGCACCGGGAGGGACCGGGGGGACACCGCGGGGACAGCGGGGGGCUCCAGGGCCGCCAUGGACUCGCCGUCCGGCGCCGGGCUGGGCGGCGCCGACCCGCAGCUCCAGCGCUUCAUCGAGGUGGAGACGCAGAAGCAGCGCUUCCAGCAGCUGGUGCACCAGAUGACCGAGCUGUGCUGGGAGAAGUGCAUGGACAAGCCGGGCCCGAAGCUGGACAGCCGGGCCGAGACGUGCUUCGUGAACUGCGUGGAGCGUUUCAUCGACACCAGCCAGUUCAUCCUGAACCGGCUGGAGCAGACGCAGAAGUCCAAGUCGGCCUUCUCGGAGAGCCUGUCCGACUGAGCUGGACCCAGCCCCUGCCAGGCCAGGCCUGGCCCAGGCCCACUCCUCCCGAAGGAGCCAGGAUCAGCUCAGGGGGUUAGGAUUUAAUUAAAUGCCAUCUCGGGGAAGCUGCAGCCAGAUGAGAGCCCACAACAGAGACACGGACGCUCCAUGCCGGGGUGAUGUGCCGCUCCCGGUGGCUGCCUUUGUGCUGGGACCCUGCACUUGGGACGUGCCCCCUCGGCUGAGGAGAGGGGUGGUGAUGCUCAUUCCAUGGGUGUUUCCAGUGCUGAUGUGAAGCUGGGCUCUGGGUGAGGCCAGCCUGUGGUUGCUGCCUUAAACAGUGCUGCAGAGACCAGCCCUCCUGGGUACGUGCUGACAUCCCCCCAGGCACCAUCCCAGGCUGGGACAGGCACCUGAGCCAGAAGAGCUCCUUGGGAACAGUGAUCAUCCCAGGCAGUGUCACCGCUGGAAAAUACUGUCAGGCUUCCGUAGGUAAAUCAUUCAUAUGCCCAAGUGACCAAUUUUCACACUGCAGCACAACUCUGUCGAUGCUGACUUGCUCCAUUAACUGCUUUCCCUGGGUAAUGUAAUAAAUAAUAACUGGGUCAAUUUUUAACAUGAGAUUCUCCUUUGUUCAGGUAGAUCACGGCUGAGAAUGGAAAAUCUGGCCUUCUUGUCACUCCCCCUCCAUCCCAGUGAUCCUGUUUGUUGUAAAAUUAAUAGGAAGAGGGCAUAAUUGUCUUUGGCUAGAAGGGUUUUUUUCUGAAUUGUGAUUUGUUGCUGAAUUAAUUUGGUCCCAUGAAUCAAACCUGUUUCUGGGAGAGUCUGUGGCCUUCCCCCUUCUUCCCUAAAGGUUUAACAGCUCCUGCUGUCCUGUAGUUUCUUUAGAGAGACUGAAAGCAGGAAAUAACUAACCAGCUGCUUUAUCACCUCGUGCACUUUUACCUGUGGAGGUCGCUGGUGGGAGGCCCGUGGGUGUGUCUUCUGGACCUCUGCCCCCAGGACACAAAGAGGAGCUUCUAACUGGAAAAACAACCAACAACUGAUCCGCUCUCUGGGAAGGCAGUGUGGCUCUGGGGAGCCUGGGGCUGGACAGCACCUGUGAGUGGCUUGUGGCCAGCAAGCCUUCCUGGGAACAAAUUCAGGAUGUGUUAAACAGCUGUGCUGAUAUAAACCCACAUCAGUGAGGACACAGCUGUCUGGUUAUCUUUCAGAAACUUACCUCAAUAGCUAAGGACUAGGUUCCCAGAGUAAGUGGUUCCCUCUCCUGUCCUAACUUGAAUUUCUCUGGAGCAUUCGCAGAGUUCUUCCUACCCCUGUGAUUCUUCACACCUUUCAGCUAGCCCAGCUCUCGGUACAAAUGUAUCACUCACCACUUGAGGAACUGAACAGAUCAGUUUUUAAUAGAAUACAGUAAGCAGGUGCUUCAUCAACCUGCACAGCAGAUGUUGCAUGAAGAGGUUGGUCCCUCUGAAGAGCCACAGCAGCACGUGGCAGCACCACUGAAGUUUCCCAGUUUGGGCUGUAUUCUGUUCUUGGAUGUGAAUCUGUAAAUAAAUUCUAGCAGAGUGAGCAAAACAA
Pipra filicauda (Wire-tailed manakin) is the source of this 1930-nucleotide messenger RNA. It is a transcript of the gene TIMM8A, whose product is annotated as translocase of inner mitochondrial membrane 8A. The transcript has 2 exons. The record is from RefSeq and is a predicted model, not a curated record. NCBI's taxonomy places the organism in Eukaryota, Metazoa, Chordata, Aves, Passeriformes, Pipridae. The coding region runs from base 83 to 367 and encodes 94 amino acids.